AUGGGUACUCGUCUUAUUUUCGGCCAGCAGAACUUGCUGCAGCUUAAGCAGCUUCAGGAUGCUGCAGCAGCGGCCACGGCACUGCCUGCGGGCCAGUAUCUUCCGGUUGACGUUAACCUGCUUCUGCAGCUUCACAACAUGUCCGGGAUUCAGAGCGAUGCUUCUCUUCCUUCGCUCGCGUCGGACGCUCGUCCUCGCCUUACUUGGACGGAUAAGGAGGAUUGCUUGCUGAAGGAGCUGAUUCGCCAGCACGGGACGAACAAGUGGGCUCUUGUUGCUUCUAAGAUCCGCACCAAGACGAACAAGCAGUGCCGUCGCAGGUGGCAAGCGUUUUUGAACGCCAUGGGCAACAAAGGCGUGUGGACUCCCGAGGAGGACGAGAAGCUUUUGGAAGGUCACCGCUUGUAUGGCAACCGCUGGACUGAAAUUGCUCGCAUGGUUCCUGGAAGGACCGACAACGCUGCUAAGAAUCGAUUCGCGGCGUUGACUGCUAAGCGCGGUGUUGCUAUUCCGCAAAACCAGUCCAAGUCACCCUCGCAUUCUGGCGUCUCUGAAAACGUGAGCGCGAGCCAGGUCGGCGAUUCGUCUUCCGCAUUGAGCGAGAGACCAACUUCAAAGAGGAGCCGAUCCGAUGUGCACUGGAUGGAUCGCGCGGUGAAACCGAAGGUGGAUUUCGAUCUUAACUCCGCUCCAGUGGCCGCUGUUGCGUUGGCCUCCCAGACCAGCAGCGCAUGUUCCGAGGUGGAGCAGUGCCUGGAAGGUUCCUUCCUUCCCGACCUCAACUCUCCACUUCCGGAGCUGACGCUCUCGCUGUAG
This is a messenger RNA of Closterium sp. Naga37s-1, 816 nucleotides long. The record is from the annotation of a GenBank genome assembly. NCBI's taxonomy places the organism in Eukaryota, Viridiplantae, Streptophyta, Zygnematophyceae, Desmidiales, Closteriaceae.